Molecule: messenger RNA, 3612 nt
Organism: Sphaerodactylus townsendi
Lineage: Eukaryota; Metazoa; Chordata; Lepidosauria; Squamata; Sphaerodactylidae
Product: vinexin-like
Exons: 15
Coding region: 41-1714 (557 amino acids)
Molecular function (GO): protein binding
Source: RefSeq, a predicted model, not a curated record
CUGGGACUUCUGCUACAGCUCCAGAGAUGCCAGGCCUCCAAUGUCCAAGCAGAAAAGGCAACCAUCAGCCUUGCCGUCAAGCAGCAUUUCCUGCCUUCAAAAUGGUUUGGAUUGGAGAAAUUGGGAAGAAACUGAUGCUACCGCCAAGGAACCUAGGAGUAUUUUUGAAUAUGAACCGGGGAAAUCAUCCAUCCUUGAGCACCCUGAGUCACCUAAGAAACCCCCCACAGCGUUGCCAGCACAGCUUCGCAUGUCAUCCCCACCGAUCGAGGAGUUACUGGAGAAGGAGCUACAGCAGCUCAGCGAACAGCUGGACAAAGACAUAAGAGCCAUAGAGAUUCGCCAGCUUGCCCUCAAGGGCUCCUCUGCCAAGCCCUCCUCUGCCAGCGCUCCUUCGCCAGCCUCUGCUGCCCGCCGCAGCCCACUGCCUGACCACAGUGCCUACCUUUCUGCAAGACAAAACCUUCCUGCAGCCCAUUGCCACAUGUCUGCCAGCCCAAGGAUGGAGAAAGGGAGCCCCGGCAUUGCCAGGAAUAACUGGAACAGCUCUCCACCAAAGAAUGAUCCUUUGAGGCACGUGGGGAGAAUUUCCUUUCCUGAGGCUUUGGACACAGUCCUAGAUAGUCCCACAAAGAAAGAAGAGAAGAAGAUGAAAGCCGCUCGCCUCAAAUUUGACUUCCAAGCUGAGUCAUCAAAGGAACUGACUCUGCAGAAGGGUGACAUCGUCUACAUUCACAAGGAAGUCGACAGAAACUGGCUAGAAGGAGAACACCAUGGCAGGGUGGGCAUUUUCCCCGCCAACUACGUGGAGGUUCUUCCUCCAACAGAAAUCCCCAAACCCAUUAAAUCCCCCAUCAUCCAAGUCUUGGAAUACGGAGAGGCUGUGGCUCAGUACAACUUCAAAGGAGACCUGCAUGUGGAGCUGACGUUUCGCAAGGGGGAGCGCAUCUGCCUGAUUCGCAGAGUGGACGAGAACUGGUAUGAAGGCCGCAUUUCCGGCACCAGCCGGCAAGGCAUUUUCCCAGCCAACUAUGUGCAGGUGUUGAAGGAGCCACGUGUGAAGAACUCAGAGGAGUUUCCGCCCUCCCCAAGCCUCCGGGCGACAUGUUCCAGUUCACCAUCCCAGCUGCAUUCACCCAGCCUGGGCAGCAGGUGGCAGUCUGACGCUUCGCCUUCAACCCUGCGAGGUCCCCUGACCACAGAUGUGCUCUCAUCCUCCUCUAGCCACUCUGGAUUCACUUUCCCUGUGUCCCCCAAGCUGGAACACUCUCAGGCGGUGCCCCACAGACCCCAGAGAUCUCCCCAACCUGCCUUAUUUUCUCCCCAGAGCCACAGCCCAGCCACAGCAUCUACCAUCCCACAGCCUGUCUUGUCCUUCCAAAGGCAGGAGACACCACGACCUGUUGCCUCUGCCUUGGCUUCACAACACGGAGUGCUCUUUCCACUGCAGAGCUCAGCCCUUGAAGCAGCUGCUCCUCGAGCUUCCCAACCAGGCAGCACCAAGCCCCCCUCCGAAGCAGCUCCAGCCGACAUACAGUGGACUCCAUUCAAGGCUUUGUACCAAUACAGGCCCCAAAACAAGGAUGAGCUGGAGCUCCAGGAAGGCGACCGGGUGGAUGUCAUGCAACAGUGUGACGACGGCUGGUUUGUGGGUGUAUCCAGAAGAACACAAAAAUUUGGCACUUUCCCGGGGAAUUAUGUUGCUCCCGUGUGACGGUCCCUCAGUCCACCCUGUAUCCCAGGCGUGCCAAGAGGAAACUGAACCUCCCGAUCUUGUGCCCAUUUUCCUUGAAGAGGUGGCCCACAAUUUACAAGCACAGGAGGGGGAGAAGAUGGUGCGUGAGAACCAGCCUGGAUCCCAGUAUCCGCUUAUCAAGGCCUUGCAAUUUGUCAUUCAGAUCUGAGGCUUUGACCCCACUGUUCCAUUUACCUUGUCGUCUUCCAGUUUUGUGCCUAUGGUACCUUGAAUGUGGGGUGGUUGCAGCUUUAUUCCUUUCCCCCCCUGAAUUCAGGAAACAUAACUCUUUCCAGUCUUGCCUUUCAAAAGCAAAGAGGUGGGGUCUGAGCAGGCACUGCAGAGAUCUCCUGGACUGUUGCUCCCUCGAUGGAAAUCCUUCUUCUACGAACAGAGCUGGAGUCUCAUCCUUUCUAUCGGCUUUCCUGGCAGUAGCUGAAGGGUGAAAACAGGCUGUGCUGUUGUGAUUGAACCACAUCAAGUCUCUCAGCUAAGCAAGAUCCAGUUCCUGGAGCAUGUAAAACACUGCACAUAACACUGUCUGGAGACUCCACAGGCAACAAACAUUCUAGCUGCAACUGAUCAACAGACCGGCCUCACCUAAACCACCUCCUUCUGCCUCCUGGGCAGUGUUGGACUGGGACAUUGUGAGCCUGUACCACUAACUGUUUGGGCACUUUAUUCAGAGUGACACUGCAUGGCCACCAGUAUUAACAUUUCUGGACUUUUAAUUCGUCUUCACUCAAAGGCUUAUCUUGCUGAACUUUAAUCUAACCCUCCCCCCACCCCUAUACAUUUUAAUGACUGAUUUGGGACUUUGAUCUCAAUGACUUGCUGUCAUUCCCCCGUUCAUUCCAGAUCCUCUGUGUAAAUGCACUUUUUGUAUGUUGCUGAUUUUUAAUUCAAGCAAAAUAUGAUUUGCAGCAUAAGAAAGAGUUUCGAACACUUAGGGAUAGUGUGAAGUUUGGGGCCGAGUUUACAUGCUCUGUCUACUAUAAGUGCUGGAUCGUAGGGGAUGCGCACCCUUUCCUUGUCCGGCCUGUUCUGAUCACCGGGCUUUUGAAGGGAGCCUGAUCUUUGCCAAGGGGUACUCCUGUCUGAGGGCUGUGCUCGUAGCCCUAAGCAAGGAGAGAUCCCCACUACUGCUUUUGUGUAUGCCCCAAACUGCCUUUUCAUUUGUCUCUUAUUCCUUUUCCUAGAGGCUGAAGCCCAGUGGGGUGGGGAGCAGGGAUGUGGGCUCAGCAAGGCUUGGCUGUCUAUCUCCAAGCCCUUCAUCUUCCCAUUCCUGAGGUCUCCUUUCACCCUGAAGUCAGGGGUCGAGACCAGACAGAGCUUUCCAGUGACAGACUAUCCUCUAACCACAACAGGCCUUGUUCUCAAAUGAUAGGGGCUUGCAGCUGCGAGGGGGGAAAGGGUGUAGAGAAAGGAAGAUUGUGCUGGGCCAGGAACACUGAGAUAUCUGUGCCUGCUGUGACUUCUUGCAUCGCAUUAACAAAGCCCUCUUCCAUGCUGUAGCAAGUCAGCUGCACAUUGACAUAGUUCCAGCUACUGGAAAGGGAAUGUGCAGGUUGAGACUAGCCCUAGUGGAGCGGAUUUGCUCUUCUGUGUAAACAACAGGAGCUGCUCUUUUUUCCCUCCCUUUUUCUUUCUGGAGAUGGUUUAGUUACUGGCUCCUGGCAGGUCCAGACUCAACUGCCUACCUCAGUGUUUUCAGACUUUUGCCAUUUGGGCAACUCUUUCCUGCCAGCGUAUCCCUUGCAUGUCUGCUGCAGAAUCCUGUGACUUGUAAAGGAUUCUGAUGUAUGCUUGAUGGUGCACUUAGAGUUCUGACUUCAUAGGCCAAACGUUUGCACUAAACAAACUGAAAGUGAACUAUA